Messenger RNA from Lynx canadensis (Canada lynx), 2097 nucleotides. RefSeq names its product early growth response 4 (gene EGR4). Gene Ontology annotation, biological process: regulation of transcription by RNA polymerase II. The record is from RefSeq and is a predicted model, not a curated record. The transcript is spliced from 2 exons. Lineage: Eukaryota; Metazoa; Chordata; Mammalia; Carnivora; Felidae. Gene Ontology annotation, molecular function: DNA-binding transcription factor activity, RNA polymerase II-specific; RNA polymerase II cis-regulatory region sequence-specific DNA binding. The coding region runs from base 21 to 1475 and encodes 484 amino acids.
CCCGCAGCCGCUGCCGCGCCAUGCUCCACCUUAGCGAGUUUUCCGGCCCCGACGCGCUCCUGGUCAAGUCCACCGAGGGCUGUUGCGCGGAACCCAGUACCGACUUGUCCCGGUUGCCCGGCAGAGACGCGCCGGCGGCAGCCGGCUACCCCGGAGCAGGCGACUUCUUGAGCUGGGCUUUGAGCAGCUGCGGCGCCGGGGGGGACUUAGCCGAUUCCUGCUUCCUGGAGGGGCCUGCACCCACGCCCCCUCCUGGCCUCAGCUACAGCGGUAGCUUCUUCAUCCAAGCAGUACCCGAACACCCGCACGACCCGGAGGCACUCUUCAACCUCAUGUCGGGCAUCCUAGGUCUGGCACCUUUCCCCGGCCCUGAGGCGGCAGCAUCUCGGUCUCCGCUGGACGCCUCUUUUCCCGCAGGCCCCGACGCCUUGCUGCCGGGUCCAGCGGACCUUUACUCCCCGGAUCUGGGCGCUGCCACCUUCCCAGAGGCGUUCUGGGAGGUCUCUCCCUCAGCAGGCGCCCCCUCACAGUGCCUGUAUGAGCCUCAGCUCUCCCCACCCGACGUCAAGCCAGGCCUUCGGGCGCCUCCGGCCUCUCCAGCGCUGGACACUGCCUCGGCCUUCAAAGGCCCCUAUGCUCCCUGGGAGCUACUUUCAGCUGGAGCCCCAGGGAGCUGUGGGUCACAAGGAGGUUACCAGGCGGCCCCCGACGCCCGCUUCCCCUCGAUGGGGGCCAAGAUUGAAGACCUGCUAUCGAUCAGCUGCCCGGCGGAGCUGCCAGCCGGCCCCGCCAACAGACUCUACCCCACGGGGGCUUACGACGCUUUCCCGCUGGCCCCGGGUGACUUAGGGGAGGUGGCCGAAGGCCUCCCAGGUCUCCUGACCCCUCCUAGCGGGGAGGGAGGGAGUAGCGGUGACAGUGGAGAGUUUCUGACCGCUACUCAGCCUCAGGUUUCCCCCCUAGGCCUCCGCAGCGCCGCGGCGGACUUCCCGAAACCUCUGGUGGCAGACAUCCCUGGGAGCAGUGGGGUGCCUGAGCCUCCUGGGCCACCGCCGUCGGUCCCAUUCCCCCCUACCAAGGCGCGGCGUAAGGGGCGCAGGGGCGGCAAGUGCAGCGCGCGCUGCUUCUGCCCGCGGCCGCAUGCCAAGGCCUUUGCUUGCCCAGUGGAGAGCUGUGUGCGCAGCUUUGCGCGCUCCGACGAGCUCAACCGCCACCUGCGCAUUCACACGGGCCACAAGCCCUUCCAGUGCCGCAUCUGCCUACGCAACUUCAGCAGAAGCGACCACCUUACCACACAUGUGCGCACUCACACGGGUGAGAAGCCUUUCGCCUGCGACGUGUGCGGCCGCCGCUUCGCGCGCAGUGAUGAGAAGAAACGGCACAGCAAGGUGCACCUCAAGCAGAAGGCGCGCGCCGAGGAACGGCUCAAGGGCCUUGGCUUUUACUCUUUGGGCCUCUCUUUCGCCGCCCUGUGAGGGAGAAAUGGGUUUGUAGAUUGGGGCGCCGUCUCCUGGCACGAAAGAGGCGACCUGGUCUGCCCCCCUCCCCUCUCCUCUUUCCGGCACGUCCCGGGGCCGGCCUCUGGUCCCCCUUCCAGUUCCCUUGAAGCGCCCGUCGUUCACGCCUCGUUCAGCACCAGCUCCGUGGACAGCUCCCGCGGUCCGGGCUCCAACUCCCGCGUUAGCCGCGCUAUGAGGGAAGCCCUCUCAUGCACUGAGCGGGCACUUCCUUGGGACUUAAGACAGUGUUUUGUAACUGGCUUGGCGCACGCCCCACGCCCCCCAUUAGACACCCCCCCCCAGAGGCAGGCUGGGGCAGCGCCGAGCCGGUCUCGCGCGGGAUUUUGUACAGCAAUGUCGUUUCCAGCAGCCAUUGGAUGUAACGUUUUGCUUUGGGGUUAUUUCCUUUUGUUGUUGUUAAUUUUUGUAAAGCAGACGCUACUCUCGAGCAGUUGACAAAACUGUUUAUUUUUGCAAUUAAAAUUAUUGUGCUAAAAGCUUACCGAAUCUGCCAUCCAAGCUUCUGACCCAUUCCCCAACCACUCCCCCAGGAGAAUAUGUGCCAGAAGAGAAGGGAGAUAUGACGCCAAUGGAAUCA